AUGAAGUUCACCACCGUCGUCGCUGCUAUUCUCUCCAUGGCUGCCAUUGCCAUCGCCGCUCCCACUCCUGUCGCCGAGGAUGUCCAAGCCCGCCAGAACCACGGCAUGUGCGUCAAGGCCAACCAGGGCCAGAUCGAGCAGAUUCCAAACUGCUAA
This is a messenger RNA of Westerdykella ornata, 156 nucleotides long. RefSeq lists its product as uncharacterized. The coding region runs from base 1 to 156 and encodes 51 amino acids. Lineage: Eukaryota; Fungi; Ascomycota; Dothideomycetes; Pleosporales; Sporormiaceae. The record is from RefSeq and is a predicted model, not a curated record. The transcript has 2 exons.